Molecule: messenger RNA, 330 nt
Organism: Fulvia fulva
Lineage: Eukaryota; Fungi; Ascomycota; Dothideomycetes; Mycosphaerellales; Mycosphaerellaceae
Exons: 1
Coding region: 1-330 (109 amino acids)
Source: RefSeq, a predicted model, not a curated record
AUGUCCAACCCCACCCCUCCAGCAACAGCACUCCUCCUCUCCCUCCCCGCAGAGCUCCGCAACGAAAUCUACGAUCUCGUCUUCGCCCCCGAACCCGUCUACCUCUGCGGCGCCACAAACAUAUACUCACACCAACGAACCAAGCACAUCAACCUCCUACAAUCGCAGCCACCCAACUACGCUCUCCUCUUAACCUGCCGGCAAAUAUACCUCGAAGCGAUGCAGCUGUAUUCCGACGGGUAUCGGGCGUACCAGACUCCCUUCGCAGCGCGAGACCGGAAGAUUACUGCGUUAAAGGAGAGGAGGGCCAGGGGGGUUUUUUGGGAUUAG